AAAACUAACCUUACCAAUGUCUGUUUACGUUAACGAAAAAACAGGAAAAGACGCCGUUGAAAUAACAGGCUCGGAAGAUCAGCCUUUUCAAACUCCAGCAUUUGCCCUCUUUGUGAAGCCAGAAGCAAAGGUGUUUGUGCACAAACAGGUUGAAGAGUCAGACGAGUUCGCGUACUCAGAGAUAUCUGCUUCUGCUUUAAAGAAGGCUAAAAAAGGAGCCGAAGGUUUGAAGAAGAAACAAGAAAAGCAGUUGAAGGCACAAGAAGAACAGAAGGCUAAAACUGAUGAACAAGCCAAGAAAUUGGCUGAAGUGGAGUUGAUUACCAUUGAAGAAGAUGAAUCCUUACCUACUGCCAAAAAGAUCAAACUUAGACACAUACAAGAAAACAUCAACGCUAGAGUUUCUAUUCAAGGUUGGGUACACCGUUUGAGACUUCAAAAGGGCUUUGCUUUUGUCACCUUGAGAGAUGGUACUGGAUUCAUUCAAUGUGUUUUAACCGGUGAUUUAGCCAAAGCCAAGGUGACAAAGGAAUUAACCUUGGAAUCCACCCUCACCAUCAAGGGUGUGGUCAAGAAGUUACCAGAAGGUAAGUCUGCUCCUGGAGGUGUUGAAUUGCAAACCGAUUACUACGAAGUGAUUGGUUUAGCACCAGCUGGAGACGAUGCGUUCUUGAACAAGGUUCAAGAAAAUGCCGACCCUUCCUUGUUGUUGGACCAACGUCAUUUGACCUUGAGAGGUGAAACUCUUUCUGCCGUUAUGAAGGUCAGGGCCGUGUUGUUGACUGCAUUCAGAAGGUUCUUCGCUGAAGAAGGUUUGACUGAAGUCACUCCUCCAUGUAUGGUGCAAAACCAGGUUGAAGGAGGUUCUACUUUAUUCAAAAUGGGCUACUACGGCGAAGAAGCUUACUUGACCCAGUCAUCUCAGUUGUACUUGGAGACUUGUUUGGCCGCUUUAGGAGACGUUUAUUGUGUUCAAGAAUCGUUCAGAGCUGAAAAGUCUCACACCAGGAGACAUUUGAGUGAAUAUACCCAUGUCGAAUCCGAAUUGGCAUUCAUAGACUUCGACGACUUAUUAUCACACUUGGAGCGUCUUUUGACCAAGUCGGUACAAUAUGUGCUUGAAGAUCCAGUUGCAGGUCCCUUGAUCAAGCAAUUGAACCCUAACUUUGUUCCUCCAACAAUGCCAUUCAAGAGAAUGGAAUACAUUCACGCUUUGGACUGGUUGAACGAGCACAACAUUCCUAACGAAGAAGGCGAACCGUUCAAGUUCGGGGAUGACAUUGCUGAGGCCGCAGAACGUAAGAUGACUGACACCCUUGGUGUCCCAAUCUUGUUGACCCGUUUCCCAGCUGAAAUUAAAUCCUUCUACAUGCAAAGAUGUAAAGACGACCCCAGAGUCACCGAGUCGGUCGAUGUGUUGAUGCCAAACGUCGGUGAAAUCACCGGGGGUUCCAUGAGAAUCUAUGACUACGAUGAGUUGAUGGCUGCGUUGGAAAGAGAAAAUCUCGAUAAAGAUUCCUACUACUGGUUCACUGAUCAAAGAAAGUAUGGUACUUGCCCUCACGGUGGAUACGGGUUGGGAACCGAAAGAAUCUUAGCAUGGUUGUGUGACAGAUUCACAGUCAGAGAUUGUUCCUUAUACCCAAGAUUCACAGGAAGAUGUAAGCCAUAAUUUAUAGUAUGUGAUUUAAUAGAUGUAUAUCCAAACCUGUAUGAGUCACGACCCAAUUGGGUAAUGAAAAAUUUGGCCAAGCGCGGUGUUGAAUCAUCGGGUUAUCU
This is a messenger RNA of Yamadazyma tenuis ATCC 10573, 1779 nucleotides long. NCBI's taxonomy places the organism in Eukaryota, Fungi, Ascomycota, Pichiomycetes, Serinales, Debaryomycetaceae. The record is from RefSeq and is a predicted model, not a curated record.